AUGGAUUCUUCUGUGGCUGAAGAAUCUGAAAAUUUUGUAGCUUUUAGUAAAAAUGAAUACAGCAAAACAAACUGUAAUACUCCAACGAAUAUCUCACCUAGUGAUAAUAAUAUAGUGCAUAAGUUAUUUAAUAGAGAGAUAUUUGGUAGCACCUCAAAAAAACCAAAUGAAAAGUCAAAAAGAGUAUUUGACAAAAUUCCUCCCCGGUUACGGUUUUGUCUCAUGGACAUAGUGCCCAUCCAGUACUUAAGAGAACAUGUAUUUAUGGGCUUCUCACAGUGUGGGCAGUUCCUGCUUAGUUUUACUUAUAGUUGUAACACCCAAGUAUAUUUUCGGGAAAGCUCAAAGUUUACGCUGCAUUUCCUAUCAUGGGUGCCGGGGCGCAUCGUUCGUCCAGUGCACAGUAUUCCUCUUUUCGGCGAUGACUGUGUCGACAGUAAAGUGACGAUAUCAAUGGCACAAUGGAAACACAAUCCGGGAGUCCUUGUGGUGUAUGGUAUCGCAGAUUCCUGCUCUGAACGAUCCUACCUCAGUGUUGUUGGAGUACCUCGAUUAGGAUGUAGACAGUGUUCAGCUAUUUCGAGAGAUGAAGAUGAUCUAAAUUGGAGUAAACGCUGUUUGGAACAUAGCUUCGCGAUACACACGAGAUUCUUUUGUACGUCCGAUUCCAGUAUGUACGAACCAGUCGUCCAGCUAGCUUACUCGAACCAAAUUAUAAUUUAUACAGAUUUCAUCCACAUAUUAGAAAUAGAUUUCGUUAAACCAGAUCAAGAUAGAAUUGAAGUGCCAGAGGAAAACAAAUUCUCAUUAGAUAGGGAUGAAUUAAAUUCAAUAUACACUAAUCCAAGUACACCAGCGUCGGACGUAUCCGCCGCCUUCCAGUCGCCUAAAUAUCAGAACAAUGUUGUCCAAAACAUUUUAGCUGACUUUUCAGAUUUUGAAGUCGAACCUUAUCAAAUGUCCAGACCUGUUCAACUGCCAGAUGUUAUGGGACAGGAGUUGUGUAUUCAAGCAUCGUCCAUAUCUCACAACUUAAUGGAAGAGUGGGAAGGGCCUUCCCCAUCUAUUAGAACAUUAAUCAGUCCACCGCUAAGAUCGCCGAGGCGCAGGCCAGCGGAAAGUAUGUCUAGGUUUAACGAAACGCAUAGGAUAAUAGCUGAAAAAACUUACGAAUUUGUAGAAGAAGCGGAAACCAAAUGUGAGAAGCUGAGUAUGUUUAGGAAGCGACGCUUAGCCGAUAAGAAGUAUGAAUUUUCUGAAGAUAAUAAUGAAAACAUCGUUCCUUUUAGAGUGUUAAGGAGUAAUAGGAAAUAUUACACAGGGUCCACCAGUAAAAGUCAAUCGAAGCGGGCGAAAUCUCCGCCCGUGGAGAGCGUAGUUCUUAGAGCUCAUAAUCAGAUCAGUAGACCUCCCUCGCCGACAUCUAGUUUAGAUCUAAAAAAUCCAGGACUAACAUCACUCGAAUCAGAUAGAAAUAGUGAGUCCGAGUACAGAGUCAUGGAGAUGUUGGACGACGGCUCCCUUAAAACUGUAUCGGUGCACGACAACACUUCAAAAACCUUAUCAGACUGUCCGGUUAGCCCUCAAGACCCAUAUUUAGUGCAUUCGGGAAACUCCAAAUGUAGUAAAUUCUUCACACGGUAUUUUCUAGAAAGUGACGAUGAGAUAACAUCUGUCAUCACUGAUUCUGAAGACGACUGCAUGUCGGGCUACCACGUGGCGCUGCCGCUGAGCGGCGAGGGCGCGGGGCAGGCGCUGCAGGGGCUGUGCGCGGGCGCGUGGGAGCGCGUGCGCGGCGCGCCCGGCCGCGCGCUGCGCGCCACGCAGCGCUCGCUCGACACCGAGCUGCUGUGCAACGAGGUCUGCGGCCGCCUCUGCCGCCUCGGCGGGAAGCACUUCAUCUACUGCUUCGACUGGGGCUGCCACGUCAUCGACGUGUGCCAGUCGAGCGGCUGUCUGUCCGGGCUGUGCGCGAUGUGGCUGUGGGCGAGCGAGGACACGGCGCAGCUGCAGUGCGACGCCUGCAAGGACGCGUCGGCCGGCUGCCUGCAGCACCGCCAGCAGUACGCGGCGCAGUGUCUUUUUGUGUGGGACCUCGUAACCGGAGUUUACAGGACCGAAAGGGUGGCCAUGACGGAGGAUUCCAGCCAAGAAGGCACUAGAGUGUCGGGCGCCGAGCGCGCGCGCGAGCUGGCGCGCCGCCUGGGCGCCGAGAGCGCGCCGGCCGCCGACAACCGCCUGCUCACCACGCUCACCGGUAAAUCGUUAAAAAGACUGACGGAUGUCGAUAACUGCGUAGAGAUCACGAAGAACCAUCCCGACAGUUCCGAAUCGGAGUCGGAGUCGUCGGAGGAGGAGGACAGCGAUUAUGACUGAUUUUGUACCACCUCAUGAACUAUUUUAUUAAUUAAAUCCGUGUACAUACCUAGUAGUCGUCUUUAUCGUUCGAGCCGAUCGUGGCUACUUCUUGAGAUUUAAAACUUAUGAAGACAAAUUAACGAUGUUAAAUAAAAAAAAAUCACAACUUAAAUAUAUUUGGUAAUCUGAAAUGUUACUGUUUUUGUGUACGGAACCACUCGAUAUUAUAAUGUAAAGUUCGCCCGCUGAAAGAAUGCGUGCCUGGUCAUUGGGCACAUUGUUUUUUUGUCUCAAAAAUAAAUUACGACAUAUAUUAUAUUGUAAGUGUAUAUAAUGACAUAGUGUUUUAUGAUAUUAUUCGUUAGUAAGACAAAUAAAUAAAAACAAAUAAAUUUCAUCAAUUACUCACCGCAUUCUCUCAACGGCCGGACCAGAGCUACGGUGAACGCACAUAUUAUUUUCAUUAACAUGGCACUUAAAGUUAACUGAUUAAAAAUGUAUGUUCCAUUUAAAAUGAAGUAUUAAUAAAUUUAAUAACUUGUAAAAAUGUUACCAUUCAUACUGAGACAAAAUACAUUUUAAUUGUAUCUGUAUUACUAGGAGCUGGUUUACAUCAGGUCGGACUGACUGAUAUUUACCGUCCGGAAAAAUAUGUGAGAUGGUUAGUGGUAGAGAUGUAUUGGCACCAUUCGAAUUAUCGUAUUUGGUAAAACUAUCGGCCACGACUAGCGUUCACUAAUUAACUAUCGAAUCCGAUAUUAUUAGUCCAUAUUUUUGUAUAUUGCCACCGAUAAAAUGUAGAGACGACACGUCACGAGCCGACGUCAAAACUGUCGGUCCGACGUAAUGUGAGCCAACUCCAUUGUUUCUAGUCUACUGCUUUCUAUUUUAUUAUAUAUAUUUAGUAAUGAAGAAUUUUAACAGUUUUAUGUAAAUGAAAAAGUAAUUCACGUGUCAUUGAUAUUAAAAUGUAUUUACUUUAAACUAAACUAUUAUAUGUCGAAUGUUUAAAACAUAUUUUAUAAAUAUUAAUAAAAACUAUAUAUGUAUCCUCAAGUAAAAUUAUAAUGACAAUUAAGUACAUAUUACUCACAUAGUUGUCAUAAGUGUAAUAAGGUGAGUACAUUUCAAAAGAAUUGGACAAAUUAACGCCCCAUUUAUAUGUUUUCAAUGUUUAUUUUUAUAAUUUGCAACAGCGAAUAGAUGUACUCGUGGAUAUUAGGACGAAUUAUUAUUAUUGAACAAAACUAAUAUUAGACUUGUUAAAUAAACUUGUUUGAUAUGUGAUAUAAAUCUCAUAAUGGAAGGGAAUGAAAUCUAGUAAGGGAAAUUAUCACUGUUUUCGUUUUAUUGGGACGAAAUAAAAAAGCAAGAGUGAAAUUUCAGAAGCCUCAUUCCGUAUUUAAAGUUAUCUCUUACCGAUUUAUUUGCAUCCUUCAAACAUUCGGAGCAUACUUUAUUGAGUUUAUUUCCUCAACCGUACCAAUCAAUCUCUUUCAUGUCUUCUCCAUCCUACGUGACAUUGGCGAAAUAAUCUGUGCCCUGUCGGCACAACUAAAAGCCAUUAAACUAAGAAUUGAAUUAAGUCAUCAAUCAUAUAUUCAGACCUAUUUGACGCAUACCCUGUUUUCCGACCUUUUUCCAAACAUGUAUCUAUAUGGUUAAGCUCUGACGAGCGUGUUACUUAAUUCAAGUUUACGUUUUAACAAUUUAAGGUGACGCAACCCAUAAAUGUGAAGUAGCUGGUCCCUAAAGAGUAUUCUUCUUCACACAUUGUCGUCCCAGUAUCGAAGUGAGUGAACAAUAUUGGAUCGAGCUAUUCAAACCAUACCAUUACGCAGUAAUAGUCUUCUGGAUGGCAGGUAUAUUCUUAUUCUUGACGUAUUCUUCUAACAGAUUUGGUGGUGACUGUUAUUUGUGGAACUUUCUAUAGGUGUUUAUAUUAUUACGUCAGGUGACUUCGUCUACGCAGUACCGCUUCUCUGAACAAAUCUCAGAAUAAGUCUAUCAUCCUUCCUCGUUGUUUGUCAUUUUGGCUUUUAAAUCUCGAACAGUAUGUUGAUAUAGAUUUCCAAUGUGAAUAAUUGCAUCCUUGAAAACUCACAAGAUCCAUUACCAUUUUCAUAUAGUUACAUUUUGCGAGCGUUAUUAAGAUCCGGCAUUAUCGCUUCUUAUCAAUUUGACUUGAACAACAACGAUAAUAUAAUGACAAAAAAAAUAAUAUGCGAAUGUACAAAUAUUAUUAAGGUUUAUUUUAUGUUAUUAAAGUAGAUUUGGAAAUUAUAUUUUACUCAUUUUAAUUUGUAUUGAUCUUUUGAAAUGGACUCGGUUAAAAUACAUUCUUUUGUUGUUCUGUAAACACAAAUUCAAUGAAUAGCUUUGAUUGUUUGUGUGUUUAAAAUGUAUAAGUUGUAAAGGUAGUUUGUGAAUAAUGAUAGUGAUCCAUAGUUACUAAAUUCUUGCUGCCGUUUUUAAGCUCUGCACAUAUUUUCAUGUGUGAGGUAUAAAAACGGAAGCAAAAUUGUGUAUAAUCGAACAGCACUAUUAUAGAUUUUACAAAGGACGAUUUCUACGGUAACCGUAUAUAUAUGAACAUGAAUAAGCUUAAAAAAAAUUGUAAAUCAUAUAUAGGUUCUUAUUCCGAUGAUAGCUCAUUGUAAUGGUUGUGAUAGAGUGGAAGUUAGGAUUCGUUUUAAGGAAAGUGCCUAUUUUUUUUAUUUCUCUCUACGCAGACGACAACCACCACAGCGAAUCUGGUAUCCGGUAUUAAUAUUUAUAUUAAUUAUAAUUACGUAUAUUUUAUAGUCUGUACAUUCUUCCACUGUAUGAAUACGUAACUUAGAUAGAAAUCUAAAAUUAAAUUGUAUAUAUAUUUUUUAGAUGGUUAAUUUGAAUAAACAAUUUUUAUAUUCGAAAUAAAUUGUCAAUGUCUAGUUUUAUUAAAAAGUGAAUUCGAGUUAUACGAAUUUUUGUCUAAAUAUAAGUAUACUACUUCACUUUAAUCACAAGGACUAUGCUAGAGUAUCACAAAGGUAUGUUGCAUUUAAUUCAGUAGUACUCUUGUGUGAGACUACAUCGAACUUGCCAUCAAAAUGUACUUUAGCUAGAUAUGAAAAGCAUGUAAUUAAUAAACAAGGAAAAGUAUAAAACUCUAUUAUUUAUUCACACCAAAAUCCAAGUAUUCACAACCAAAAUUUUAAUCUAUUAUAACCAAACGCUUAUGUUCUUCAAUAGAACUUACAACACAAGAUGUAUUUAAAACCUAAAUAACAUUCUUACUUAUCUUAAACAUUUAAAUGUAAAUCUGUCAUUUAAAUAUACACAA
Molecule: messenger RNA, 5683 nt
Organism: Vanessa atalanta (red admiral)
Lineage: Eukaryota; Metazoa; Arthropoda; Insecta; Lepidoptera; Nymphalidae
Exons: 10
Coding region: 1-2376 (791 amino acids)
Biological process (GO): protein ubiquitination
Cellular component (GO): Cul4-RING E3 ubiquitin ligase complex
Source: RefSeq, a predicted model, not a curated record